This is a messenger RNA of Pseudomyrmex gracilis, 1949 nucleotides long. RefSeq names its product COP9 signalosome complex subunit 1 (gene CSN1b). Bases 191 to 1645 code for a protein of 484 amino acids. The record is from RefSeq and is a predicted model, not a curated record. Gene Ontology annotation, cellular component: COP9 signalosome. The transcript is spliced from 5 exons. NCBI's taxonomy places the organism in Eukaryota, Metazoa, Arthropoda, Insecta, Hymenoptera, Formicidae.
GCUCUCUUUCGUUCGGGUUUCAACAGCGGCUGGGUUCGACGAAUCUCGUCGUGUCGUUGUGUGUAUGUACGCAUUGCACACAUGAGUGUGUAUAUUUAAUUUAUAUAUGGUUCGCACGGUCGGAAGAAUCUUUUCUGUUAUAAUAGCCGCACGAGUUGCCGUUCUGACGUAGCGAAUACGAGAAUUAAUAAUGCCGUUGCAAGUUCACGACGUUCAGCAAAAUGUCGUGGAGCCAAUGCAGGUUGAUGCUCCUACAGAGGAUAAUGAUAAUGCUGAGGAAGAACCGUAUAUAGUAGAAAAUCCAACCCUAGAUUUGGAAGUAUAUGCCAACAGCUAUACCGGACUUGCAAAACUAUAUAGACUAAUGUUCAUCGCCGAUCACUGUCCGUCAUUAAGAAUAGAAGCGUUAAAAAUGGCAAUUACCUAUGUGAUGACCACGUAUAAUGUUCCGCUUUAUGUGUUGCUUCAUAAAAAGCUCGCACAAGCCAUGGGUACUCCCGGAUUGCCGGAUGUGGCGGCGCAAUCAACAUCUCAGGACACGCUUACAUUGGAUCAAACAUGGGUGGAGACUCGGUCUAAGAAGGCGGCUCUCAAAUUGGAGAAGUUUGACACCGAUUUGAAAAAUUACAAGAGCAAUUCUAUAAAGGAAAGCAUAAGAAGAGGUCACGACGACCUGGGUGAUCAUUACUUGAAUUGUGGUGAUCUUGUUCAUGCUUUGAAAUGUUACUCUAGAGCACGAGACUACUGCACCAGUGGCAAACACGUGGUGAACAUGUGUUCGAAUGUAAUCAAGGUCUCUGUUUAUUUACAAAACUGGUCUCACGUACUUAGUUAUGUCACGAAAGCAGAAAGUACUCCGGACUUCCCGGAAUUACACGGUAAAGACAACAACCAAGCCAUAGUCACCAAGUUAAAAGUGGCGGCUGGUCUGGCGGAACUGGCAACAAGAAAAUACAAAAUGGCCGCGAAACACUUCCUUCAGGCGUCCCUGGAUCACUGCGAUUGUCCCGAAUUACUCUCACCUGGAAAUGUGGCUCUUUACGGCGGACUUUGUGCUUUAGCUACUUUUGACAGGCACGAACUGCAAAAACAAGUUAUAUUUAGUAGUUCCUUCAAAUUAUUUUUAGAAUUAGAACCGCAACUGCGAGACAUAAUUUUCAAAUUUUACGAAUCAAAAUACGCGUCCUGUCUGAAGUUGCUCGAUGAGAUCAAGGACAACAUUCUUCUGGAUAUGUAUAUAGCGCCCCACGUAAAUCUCUUGUACACACAAAUACGAAAUAGAGCCUUGAUACAGUAUUUUAGUCCAUAUUUAAGUGCGGACAUGAGACGAAUGGCAACCGCGUUCAACAGAACUGUAUCCGAAUUAGAAGACGAGCUCAUGCAACUCAUUCUCGACGGACAAAUUCAGGCUCGUAUAGAUUCGCAUAACAAGAUUUUGUACGCAAAGGACGUCGAUCAACGCAGCACCACGUUUGAGAAGUCUAUGAGCGUCGGCAAAGAUUAUCAGAGGCGUACACGAAUGUUGAUUUUAAGAGCUGCGAUGUUGAAACAACAAAUUCAUGUGAAGAGUCCCCAACGUGACAGCACGCAAGGAGGUGAAAUGUCGGUAGCACCUGGAAACGGUACUCUAGCGGGAAAAAAUUGAGAUCGCACGCACGCGUUGAUGUAAAUUUGUUUUCUUCGCGUUCGAAGAAAACAUUUUUAAUGCGCGUAUCAACUGCCACGAUGAACUUAGGUAUAUAUGACGUAAGGUUUUCACCUCUACCACACAAACACCACGUAUAUAAGUUCAGCAUCGCAUUACUUCUCCGAAGUCAAUGUCUUGUACCUCAUUUUUUCAACGUAUAAUAUAUGAUAUGUAUAUAAAUAUUGCGACACACAUUGGUUAUAUUUCAAGCAACAAAAGCAACGUUGUCUCGAGUUAUAAUAAUAAUAAUAAUAAUAAUAUA